UUAGACUCACUGCCGCGAUGCAGCGGCUGCGAGGGCAUCAUCUUCGAUCGCUUCAUCCUCAAGCUCGGUCAGAAUGAGAAUGAGAGGCACACGUGCUGGCACUCGGGCUGUCUGGUGUGCUCCGACUGCAACGUCGGCCUCACCGUCAAGUGCUACAUGAAGAACGGCCAGCCCUACUGCAAGGAUGACUUCUACAAGCGCUUCGCCAAGACGAGAUGUGCCAACUGUGAACUGGGCAUCGCACCGACGGCCAUCGUGAGGCGAGCCCAGGAGAACGUCUAUCACUUGCACUGCUUCAACUGUAUCCUCUGCAAGCGGGCGCUGAACACAGGCGAUGAGUUCUACCUGAUGGAAGACAAUAAGCUGGUCUGCAAAUCUGACUUUGAGUCUGCCAAGCAGAGAGAAUCUUCCUCAAAACGACCGCGAACGACCAUCACCGCAAAACAGCUGGAAACGUUAAAAAUCGCUUACAACAAUUCGCCCAAGCCGGCGCGGCACAUCAGAGAGCAGCUGAGCCACGACACUGGCCUCGACAUGAGAGUGGUGCAGGUGUGGUUCCAGAACCGCCGGGCAAAGGAGAAACGCCUGAAGAAGGACGCCCACUCGAGCAAGUCGCCCAACUCCUCCAACUCCCUCUCCACCUCGCACCUGUCCCCGGGCGGCACCGCCCACCCCAGUUCGCCCUCCAGCUCGAGGUGGUCCGGCAAUGGAAACGGCCUGUCGCUGGACACCAUGCCCGCUUCCAAUGCCUCCUCGACGCUGCUCGCCAAUGAGACCUCCACCUCAUGUUCCAGCUGGUUCGAUGACGCAAUCAUCGAUGAGGAGAGCGAUGAUGAGGGUGAUGAUGACGACGCCGAUGACAGUGUCGUCUACUAG
Rhagoletis zephyria (snowberry fruit fly) is the source of this 876-nucleotide messenger RNA. RefSeq names its product LIM/homeobox protein Lhx3-like. Gene Ontology annotation, biological process: neuron differentiation; regulation of transcription by RNA polymerase II. The record is from RefSeq and is a predicted model, not a curated record. NCBI's taxonomy places the organism in Eukaryota, Metazoa, Arthropoda, Insecta, Diptera, Tephritidae. Gene Ontology annotation, cellular component: nucleus. Gene Ontology annotation, molecular function: DNA-binding transcription factor activity, RNA polymerase II-specific; RNA polymerase II transcription regulatory region sequence-specific DNA binding; zinc ion binding.